Messenger RNA from Akanthomyces muscarius, 831 nucleotides. RefSeq lists its product as uncharacterized. The transcript has 3 exons. The coding region runs from base 1 to 831 and encodes 276 amino acids. The record is from RefSeq and is a predicted model, not a curated record. Lineage: Eukaryota; Fungi; Ascomycota; Sordariomycetes; Hypocreales; Cordycipitaceae.
AUGGGUUGGCACUCUGCGGCUGACUAUAAGGACCUGGAGGGAGUGAAGGUUGACGGCGAUACUCUGUCGGCGGAUGCUGGUGUUGGGGGGCAGGGCUUCCCUGAGCAAACGAAGGGCCGUACGGAUGUUGCGAAUGUGCAGACGUUGGCGUCGGGGUGGACUGCGCGGAAUGAGUUCGCUGAGCCUGUUGUUGACCUGGAUGGCCUAUCGGUGGUGUUUGAGGAAUUGGAUUAUGUGGCAGAUACGGUGUCGUCGGAUGAACUUGGGGAGGAGGAUGGCUGUCGUGACGCUGGUGCUGUUGGUGAACGGGAUGGGGCGGAGGCUGGUAUUGCGCCGGGGGGUAUUGAUGUCGCUGGCUUGGGCUUCGGAUCUCGUGAGGAGCUUGAUUCGGAAAGUAGCCUGGAGACGGACCAUGCACUGGGCCUGGUGUUGAGCUCGUCGACUGACGAUACGGCGACUGUACUGGAGCUCGAGGAGGAUACGCAGCUUGGGCCUGGUAGGGAGACUGUGGAGGGUACGCGCCGGGCGGGUACUGGUUGCUGUGGUGUUGGUAAUCGGGCGCCCCAGGCUUCCCAGGGGACGGCUGAGGUGGUGAAUGAUGAGGGUAUUCGCGAUAUGCGUACUGCGCAUUGGCUGACGGAGGUCCACGGGGUGGUUGAGGGUGCUGCUGAGGAUGCUGCAGGGGAUGCUGCUGCUGCGGCGCUGGCGGUGGUGCCUUGGCGGCAGAGCGCUCCCCGUUAUCAGAAAUCCUCUGCGGAUGCGAUUGCGCGACGGGGGCUCAAAGAGAACAAAGAGUCGCGAUAUAGAGACACGGCCUGGCUCAGGACUUGA